Molecule: messenger RNA, 775 nt
Organism: Nothoprocta perdicaria
Lineage: Eukaryota; Metazoa; Chordata; Aves; Tinamiformes; Tinamidae
Gene: MRNIP
Product: MRN complex interacting protein
Exons: 8
Coding region: 1-546 (181 amino acids)
Biological process (GO): mitotic G2 DNA damage checkpoint signaling
Cellular component (GO): nucleus
Molecular function (GO): chromatin binding
Source: RefSeq, a predicted model, not a curated record
AUGGCGCCGCGGUUCUGGGUGCUGCGGUGCUGCGGCUGCCGCCUCUUCCAGGUGCAGCAGGCCAAGCGGAGCGGGAAGUGGAGCUGCGCCGUGUGCGGGCAGAAGCAGGCGGUGCAGAAGGUUUAUGGGGACGGGUCUGCGGUGGACUGCAGGCUCCACGUCCAGAAGCUGAACUUACUGCAGGGUGAGGCGGAGGAAGCCCAGAGCUGGACACCUCGGUUUGUAGAAGACUCUGUAGAUGCCAAUAAGAAUACAGCAGUCGAAAGCGAAGGCAGAAGUUUGGUCCAGCAGGAAGGAAAGGCAGAAGUCAGUCGCUGGAGUAAAUAUCUGGACGAGAGUAAUGAAACUCAGGAGGAUGAUGAGGAAUCAGGAGAAAGGCAACAGUUUUGCUCCUGGAGGAUGAACACUGCGGAAGGACAAAGGAAACACCAGAACAGCUUCCCCCCUACACUGAUGUCCAGGAAUUGUCAGAGGAAAAUGGAGCUUUGCCGAUUGCAAACCAAGCCAAAAAGGUUAAAAUCUCUGAGCGCAAGCCACGUUCACUAGCAGUGCCACAACAAGGUGAUGGAGCAGCUGGCUGUGGAGACAGGAUGAUUCCUGCUGCGUGCUAUAAUGCAGUGAACAGAGCAAGACAGUAAUGCUGCUUAAAUACACAGACUCAUGUAGUGAGAGGCAGGAAGUCGUAUUUAUUGUUUUCAUCCAACUCUACAAGCACUUAGGAACAUGAGACAGAAACCCUUAGGAGGAAGAAGGACAAACUGCCAGAGUUGUUGUA